AUGGCGCCUGCUCUGCACUCAGAUUCCUACGCUUCGGCUGUGGAAUAUGCAGCUAAAAAGACAUUCCAUACUUUGGCCAGACGUGAUCUUCAGAACCCAAAUCGCACCCAACAAAUAACAUUGGGUAUCAUCGGCGUCUAUGUCGUUGUUAUUGCUAUUCUAUGGAACGUUCCUUAUGUCAAAAUGAUUCUUUGGCCAUUCAAGAUGUUGGUCAUUGCCUUUCACGAAUUUGGUCACGCCAUCACCGUUCUUCUCACUGGAGGCCGCGUCAAGUCUAUCACUCUUAGCCCCAACGAGGGCGGCGCAACUCAUCACAUCGGUGGUGCAGAUGCCAUCGUCCUACCAGCUGGCUAUCUAGGUUCUUCCAUCAUUGGCGCUCUUCUCACCUUUUGCGGCUUCAACAUCGUCGCCAGUAAAGUCGCCAGCAUCGUCCUCGGCGUUUGCUUCCUCCUCACUCUCUGGUGGGGAAAGCGUGAUUGGCUCACCAUCCUCACCGUUCUCUUGGCCGUUGGACUGCUUAUCGCUUGUUGGUUCAUUCAACAUGCCGAGGCGCUGCGCUUUGUCGUUCUCUUCAUCGGUGUCAUGUCUUCACUUUACAGCAUUUGGGAUAUCUGCGACGACCUGAUUCUUCGGAAAGUAAACGAGUCUGACGCCAGUGUUUUUGCGAAGCGAUAUGGCGGUUCUUCUCAGUGCUGGGGUGUCAUUUGGUCCAUCAUCUCGAUCCUUUUCAUGGCUGCUGGUAUUGUUGCUGGUCUGGCAGCAUUCCCGCAGUCAUUUGAACAACAGGAGAAGGACUCCCAGAACUUCAUUCCCACCUAG
Fusarium coffeatum is the source of this 819-nucleotide messenger RNA. RefSeq lists its product as uncharacterized. NCBI's taxonomy places the organism in Eukaryota, Fungi, Ascomycota, Sordariomycetes, Hypocreales, Nectriaceae. The transcript has 2 exons. The record is from RefSeq and is a predicted model, not a curated record. The coding region runs from base 1 to 819 and encodes 272 amino acids.